This is a messenger RNA of Porites lobata, 35339 nucleotides long. The record is from the annotation of a GenBank genome assembly. Lineage: Eukaryota; Metazoa; Cnidaria; Anthozoa; Scleractinia; Poritidae.
AUGGAGGGAACAACAUCACCCAUUUUAGCUGGCAAGUAAGUAAUCUCAGUAGUAGAGAAUGCAUUUUUUAUUUCAAUGGCAAUGUAUUUAGCAUGAGCAUACUACAUGUACUCGGGGACACUAUGUUUAUGUACGUCUCCUACUGGAGACGGGACCGCUAUUUUACAUGUACAUUGUCAUCCAAACCACGCGAAUGUUUAUCGGCUUGCAGUGCAAAGGAAGUACCUUCAUUUCUUAGUUAUUUUAAGACCCUGAGUAUUGGUCCAGUCCCAGGAUUUCGAACCUGCAACUUCUUGUUUUGCAGUCACAUGCUAUACCAACUGAGCUAACACUGUGGCAGUAAAAAUCUGGACUACAUUUAGUAACCUUAAUGUUACAGGUUCGACUCGUAGUAUACCUGUAGAUUUUUUCUUCUGAAACACUUUAGUCUUUUUCAAUCAGGUUAAAAACAGAAAAUAAAAACAUCUUGGUCAAGUAUUCACCGGAUUUACCAAUCAGAUUUCUAUCAUUUUACAUAGACACAUAUUGAUGUUCUAGUCCCAGCAGUAUGCAGGAUGUUUGUCACAUGAACCUACAUGUAGGGUGCCUUCCUUUGGGAUGAUCCGGAUAAGGAUCAGUGAUCCAUGAUCACUCAGAUCUUGGUAGACCUGCCAAAUCCCUGUCCAGAGUGGAUUCAUCGGUUCAUUUGAUCUACCAUGAUCCGAGUGAUCACAGAUCACUGAUUCUGAUCUAGAUCAUCCCAAAGGAAUGCACCUGUGGUUUGUGGCCUUAGCUCCUACCAGUCUGCUAUAACUCAGUGGUAAAGCACGCAGUCGCUGGACUAGCAAUAAAAAAGUUAAUUGGUUUUCUUCCAAGUGGCCUGUGUCGUGUGACUGAAAAUAGAAAUGUGACAAACAUUUUCUUGUGCCUGUUACUUACAGUGCACAUUACAGGCAAAACAUACUUACUUACUGCCUGCAAUGCCCAGGCAAAACAUACGAUGUCAUUGUAGAAGUACCAGGGUGUUUGCCACAUCCUUGUAAGUGGUGAUUUAGAGUCUUUUCCGUAUGUUUUUUUUUUUCAGUAUAUUAAAUGAAUCCAUUCCCAAAGAUGAAGCUGAUCAACUUCUUCAAGAUCUUCUGCAUGAAAUGAGUAAGUUUUUAUUGCAGGUGACAAGAAGAGCCCGCAAUCCUAAUCUCCGUGUUGUUACAUUGUGUAUUUUGUACAACUGUAUGUAGCCAGUAUUUGUUUGGACUUCCACUAAGAAUGGAUGGAAUGCACAGAGCGCAAUUUGAUCACUCGCAUUUGGACCUUCUAUCACUCGUAACCUGAUCACACGUGCUUUGACCAUCUGAUCACGUGAAACAUGCACAAAACACAGCAGCGCACAUUGGGGCAAAAGCUUUUUGACCUUUGAUCAUUGUCGCCUGCGCUCUGUAACCUUUGGUUAUUACUAAUUAAGUACUAUUUUUCCUGUCUUCAAACUGUUAUUUUGUUGCUAUCACAGUGUUGUUUCACUGCCUGUACCUUGAAAAAUGUUUAAAAAAAUGAUUUAUUUUCUUUUUUGCAGAUGAGGAAGGUUUUGAUGAAAUCAGGUUCGCUGCUUAUCGAUCCGCUGCCAAACUUCUUUUUGUGCAGAGCAAGACAAACUGUAAGACCUAGUUAAUUUUUUUUGCCAUGAUGGUGCAGAUUAACAACUAACUGUUGAUCAUCUUUUUCUGAGCUGGUGUGGCAUUUUGUUAAAUUUGCCCUUGGGUGACUAAGAAAUCUUAGUUAUCCGGGAAGCAGAGAAUUGUAAAUGAAACUUGAGAAUUGAAAUAAUUGUAGAAUCGGAAGUGAAUAAUGGAUCACAACUCUUAUUAUAGUAUUCUCCGAUUCUGAGCACUCAAUUGGAGAAUGGUAGAACGAAUCUUGAGAAUUUACGUAAUUGUAGAAUCAGAAGUGAAUAGUAGAUUAACUCGUAUUAUACCAUUCUCUGAUUUAGCACUUAUCACAUCCUUCUGCCCUGGUUUAGAGUAGCUUAAGCUUUUUUAUGACAUUAUAUUAUCUUGUAAAGACUGAUGUGCAGAGUAUCAUGUUAACCUGUGCAAGUUCACAGAAUUAAAGUUAACAUUGAGAAUUUUUUGUUUACCUCCUGAUAGUGUACUUGGUUGACGUUUUUAACAUGAUUGAAGCAUUUCGAGAAAAUGGACUAAACACUCUUGACCACAACACAGAGCUGCAUGAAACACGACUGGAAGCAAUCGUAUCAAGCAUAUUUUAUGCCUUGAACAAGCGAUUGCCCACAACUCAUUAUAUCGAUGUUGAGCGGUCAAUAAGCUUGGUAACAAACUGGCUUUUAUAUGCAUAUGACAGGUGAGAUCUGUUGACCUGCAAGGAAAGUUCUUUUAAUUUAAAGGAACUGGAAAUUACUUUAUUGAUUAUAUACGCACAGAAAUGAAAUGGCAGACUAACCCGCAUUCUAUAUAUAUUAAAAAUAAUUCUAACAAUACUUCGAGGCUUUAAGGUCAAAAUUGCAAAUUUUACAUGACUCUAUUGUCUUGCAGUUCUCAUAAGAGACUUGAAGACAAAGAAAACCAAACCAAAAUUAAAUAUAGAAAAAUGACCAGAAAGCCUUGGAGUCAUGUUAGAAAGUUAAUAAUUAUAUCGAGUGUGGGCUAUUGUAUGCUCCAUGGACAAGCAAAUCUCAUAUUUUGUUCACUCAGGGCCAUUGCAUGCAUAUCGCACUAUAGUUUGUAGACUUGACAUUUUGCCUGGGCCCUGACCCAUCAAGCAACUGACCUUGUAACUUGCCCAGCUGGAGAGACAGUUGGAGUUUUUCAAUCCCUGAUGUGUUAUACAAUGUUGAUAAAACUUCUUCUUUUACACGUGUAUAUCAAGGGCACCAAAGGCGAGGCAGGAAAAGGUGCAUAUUAAUUGUUAGAUGCACAUUAUUCAUCUGGUAAUCAGAAUUAUUAGGCUACCCACUGAGAAAUGUUUUGUUUUUAUUCUAUGAUGAAUAAAACCUGUUUAUUGUUACUAUAUUUUUUUAGCUUGAUUUCUUGAAAAAUAAAUUUAAACACAUAUUACUCAAAAAAAUCCUGCCUAUUGAUCACAGGCAAAGACUAGUAGAUUUUAUUCCUGCUGGGCAAUUUAUCUUCUAUGCUUGAGCUUUUCGUGGUGAUAAAGAAGUAAGCUAUAUGGCAAGACAAAUGUAUUCAACUGGCUGAGCUGAACAAAAUGUGAGAGCUGGUUGUUCAACAGUCAAGCUAAAAUUCAAGUGUUUUUUUUUAAAGCUCUGCAAUAUUUAUUUACAUGAAGAGGAUUUAGUGAUCCAGUGAAGGUUCUUAAUUAUUAGUUAAAAUUUAUAUGCAAUUUAUUUGUUAAAAUAAUUAUGACCUGUUUUGAAAUAUUAUUAAUUUCUAUUUUAUGUUUUGUGGUGUGAUUAUAAUUGCAUGUACAUUUGUAUCUUACUAACCUAAUGUUUGAUUCAAUAGCAUUAGAGUGAUCUCAGCUGAUUCUUCGCUUAUUUUUGCAUUGCAGUGAUGCUAUUGGUAGGAUACGUGUAUUGUCAGUCAAAACAGCUCUUUCAACACUGUGUGCUGGGCGUCUUGUGGAUAAACUUAGAUGUAAGAAAUCACGUAUAAUCUCAGUUUGUGUUUUACUAGAAAAUAUCCAUAAUUAUUUCCCCAAAGGAAUGUUGUUUUUAGAUUAACACCAUCUGUGACUUGUAACCUUGAAUCUCUUUGUUUGUGACGUCUCUCAAUUUUUUUAGAUGUCUGUAGAUAUGUUUUCAAGGCCAUUAAGGAACAUGGCCUGGGGAUUUUCUCCAGCUACUAUAAACAGGACCAUAUGCGGCUAUAAGUGGAAAUGGGACUGGAUCAACUCUCAAGAUCUUAAAAUAAUUGGGGAAUGAAGCCUUUGCCCUGCAAAUGGCUAGACUUUCAUUUCACUCAGAUGACCACAUAAAAUGGUGAUCCUAAAAAUAGUGUCCACAAUUAGUACUUUCAUGCCAAAUACAUUGACACCGAAAGUGCAUUUUUUGUAUGAAAAAACAGCUUUUCAUCUUCUUUUUUCUUGCAGACCAUUUUUCACAGAUAGAAGAUGACAAUGGCCUGUUGAACUUCCCUAAGUUUGAAGCUUACCUGAGAGAGUUGUUACAGGUUGGAUAAGAUUGUACAUUGAUAAAAUUAUCUGUAAAUCAGAUCCCUACUAAAAUGCUGCAAAAAAAAUACAUAAAAAGCAUAGAUGAGGGUAGUACCUACACUGUAAAAGUAUACUUGUAUAUCUUCCUGUUUUAGUGUUUUGAUCAACAAAUAAUCAUAAAAAAGUUUAAAAUGCAUGAAAUUGGAAAGGUUUUUCACUGGGAUCUUGUUAGUCCCUCACAAAGGUCAAUGGCAUUCUCAGUCAAUCAUUGAUCAUUUCUUCCGAGUUCCUAAGCACUAAAAUUCACAGAAGUUAGGCUCUACCAUGCACCCAAGUACAACAUUAUUUUAGAAAUAAUACACCUGUACGUAGGCAGGUACAAAAGUCGGACCGGAUCAACUCGGAUCGACUCGGACCAACUCGGAUCGAAUAAAAAAAUAAAAAUAAAAUAAAAUUGGACUCGGAUCAACUCGGAGCAAUCAAAAAAAUUAAAUUAAAUCAGCAAAACUGAAAGUUUAACCCAUUUGGAGGGUUAAAAAGGCCAGAUCAUCCUUUUUUUCUCUGUGGCUUUCAGGCGCCAUUUUGUUUUACUAGUGCCAGUUCCUCUCGGGAUUGUUAUAAACUUGUGGUUGUGGUUGCGUUACACGACGCGAUAUGGAGGUAAAAUCUCGAUCAUCUUUCUCAAUGAAUUUGCUUCAUUCCAAGAAAAUGAUAGUUUCAGUCGCCUAGAAUAUGUAUUUGCUUAUAAAAGUGUACUGAAUUAUUUAUGAGAAAAGCAUCAAAAGCCUCUGUUGAUCGCAUUUAGAGUAGUUACCGAAGAGUGUUUGUUUGUUUGUUCCUGUUUGUUUUUUUUCUGCAGGACUUCUGAAACGUAAUUUUAAUGAUACACUAGUGAGCAGCACACAUACAUUUCCAGUGAACAUUUUCAACUUGGAAGGAGGAGAAACCAUGCUCGCCCGGACAAAGGAAAUUUCCAUGCCCGAGGCAAGAAUCGAACUCGCGACCCUCUGGUUCAGUGGUUGGAACGUCCGAUAAACAAGUAGUAUUCGGAGGGUCGCGAGUUCAAUGGUCGCCCGGGGUACGAAAAUUUUUGUUGUCCCGGGCGAGCAUGAUUUCUCCUCCUUCCAAGUUGAAAAUGUUCACUGGAAGUGUAUGUGUGCUGCUCACUAGUGUAUCAUUAAAAUUAAUAAAAGUAAAAAUAAAAUUAAUUUACGCAACCACGAGUUCGUGAGGAAAAAACAAAAUGGCGGGUGAAAGUUAAGUGAUACCGACUGACUUUAUUUUUCUUUUUAUAAUCCGAGUUGAUCCGAGUCCAAUUUUAUUUUAUUUUUAUUUUUUUAUUCGAUACGAGUUGUUCCGAGUUGGUCCGAGUUGAUCCGGUCCGACUUUUGUACCUGCCUCCUGUACGUGCACUUUGUUUCAUUUGUGUCAUGUAAAGUUUGGUUUAGUUUUUUUUUAAAGCACUUUAAUGUCCUACCUCUCUUCACUAUAUUAACUCUGUUAAGCUCUUCUAAUCACCUUAGGUUUUGAAGAAUAAACCAGGUUUAACUAAAAAAUAUAACCCAGUUAACUUGCUAAUAUUAUUGUAAUCAACAGGUACUCUCUGUUUAUAGAUCAGCCAAAAACAUUCAUCAUUUUUACUCAGUGUUUGUCAGUUAUUUUAGGCAGUUUUCCGUUUUGAUAGAAAUUCAAUAAUAUGAUUAUUGUAAGUACUUUUAUUUCUUGGGGAAAACAAUCUGGCCUUAGAUUAUUCAACCAUAUUAUUAUUUGCAUGUUCUGUAUCUGCUCAGUGGCAGAGUUCAGAGCAGCCUUCAUAGAGGAUUCCUUCUUUUUUUUCCCAUACAAGCCAUGCAUUUAUCGGAGAGGACGUCUAGUUCACACUCAUUAUGUAGCUUUCUUGUUAACUUGCCAGCCAGCUCUUCUAUUUGGGCAAGCGAAGAGAGCCACAUGAGAAAAUUCACAAGCGAGCGGUGAAGCUGCAAGGCACCUUUCUCUCCCCCUCCCCCACUUUCGCAUCUCAUCUCCUGUGUCUACUUUUCAUGAUAUCCCCCAGAUGGAGAGCUUGCUUGCAGGCUACCUUUUUGUUAACUUUUAUUUUUUCGUUUCAGCUUCCCGCAGCUGUUGGAGAGGCUCCCACAUUUGGCUUCACUGAGAACAUGGCAAAUAAAUUCUUCAAGCCAGAAGGGGUGAGAAGCUAAACUAUUACUGACAUGACAGUAGUAUUUUACUUAUUCUUGCUACCAAAAUAUUUCCUCUUAUUGGACAUAAUUUUUGUAUUCCAUUAGGAAAUUUAAUGAAGUCAGAAAUCCAAAACUUGAUUCCCCAGUUGGAUGCAUACAAAAUGUAUUUUAAAAAAUUAAUAAUACAUUAGCAGUGAUUUCAAUUCCUGAAAACGCAAAAUAAUUCAUGGCAUGCGUCCUGUAGGGUGUAAAGAUCAAUCGAUCUGAACUUGUGUCUUUUUUUUAGAAAUAUCCUUUUUGUGUGAUUUCUGUGGUAGUUAUAUAUUUUAUUUAUUGCCCUUAUUUAAUUACAGGUAAACGCACUCAGCGUGUGAAUUAUUGGGAUUUAGCUGCACAAGUUCAGUAACAAUAAACAAGAAAUAACUUCAAUACCGCACAAAGCCUUGUGCGGUAUUGAAAAUUCAAGUUCAUUGUUAGUGAGCAAGUACAGGUAAAUCCCCAUAAUUUACAAGCAAUGAGUGCGUUAACAUUUUUGUUAUUCAAAUUGAAUGCACUGCACAAAGCUGGCAAAACUGUUGACAACAUGCAAAAACACCUCAACUAUCUUGAAUGAAAAAUUAAAAUUUGCAGCCUUACCUGGUGUUUUUAGAAAUUGCAUCUUCAGUAAGAGAAUCAAUGUCUGCAUCUGACAAAUCAUCAAACUUUGAGUCAGCCGGAGCCAUGGUGUAAUGACAGUGGUGUGUUGAAUUUACACCAUGGAUAUUACACCACAAUAAUAACAUCAAGGUGGUUGUUUCACCACAACCCAGUAUCACUUCUGGCAUUCUGCAAAACACAUAAUUAUGCCCCAGCCCUUGAACUGAAAACACACUGCGUGUACAUGUACUAGCACAUCUACAAUCAUUAUUUGUUUCAUUGUUGUUGUGUGUUUCAGCCACUAAAACACAAUGAAACAGGACUUCUGAAUUUCUUGGAAUGUGUCAUGGGCACUGAUGCCCCCCUGUGCUAUGUAUGGCUGGGUACCCUGCAGAAAAUGGCAAAUGCUGCAAAGUGUAUGUACAGGAGAAAAAUAAUACAGUAAUUGUUUCUAAGGUUUUGUCUGAAGAAGAAUGUUUGGCCUCCCUUAACCCAAUGUUUUGCUUCAAGUGACAAGAAGUUAGUGUCAGUGUUGGGUUAUGGGAGGGGUAGGUUGGCAGUUUCCUAGAAUCGUGGGAUCAGUGUAAGAGUCAAAGAAAUUUCCAACCUACCUCUCCGCUAACCCAACAUUUUGCUCUUAGUGAGAAGUUAGUAUUAAUGUUAGCUUAGAGGAGGGGUAGGUUGGCAGUUUCCGAGAUUCAUGGGACCAGUAAAAGAUUCUAAGAAUCUGCCCACCCACUCCUCUCCUUACCCAACAUUUUGCCCUUAGUGAGAAGUUAGUAUUAGUGUUAGCUUAGGGGAGGGGUAGGUUGGCAGUUUCCCAGAAUCAUGGGACCAGUAAAAGAUUCUAAGAAUCUGCCCACCCACUCCUCUCCUUACCCCACAUUUUUCCCUUAGUGAGAAGUUAGUAUUAAUGUUCGGUUAAGGAAGGGGUGGGUUGGCAUUUUCCCAGAAUCAUGAGACCAGGAAGAAAUUCUAAGAAUCUGCCCACCCACUCCUCUCCUUACCCAACAUUUUGCCCUUAGUGAGAAGUUAGUAUUAAUGUCGGGUUAGGGGAGGGGUAGGUUGGCAGUUUCCUAGGGUAGUGCGAUCAGUGUAAGAUUCAAAGGAAACUGCCCACCUACCCCUCCCCUAACCCAACAUUUUGCCCUAAGUGAAAAGUUAUUGUUAACAUUCAUGAGCUUAUGGGAGGGGUUAGAAGUUAGUGUUAGCAUUGGGUUGACAACUCAUCCUCUUGCCAGUCGAUGACAAUUCUUUUUAUUUAUAGGUGAACACCAAAUUCCCUGUCAGAUAUGCAAGAAAAAACCAAUGAUGGGCUUUAGGUAAAUUUUAAUACUUUAUCAUCUUUGUUGUUAGAAAUGAAUGUUAUUGAAAUUUUUUACCAACGUUAUUUGUUAUUCAUUUUAUUACACCUAGAUAUACUAUAUAUUUUGUUAAUGAAUGAGAAAUUUUAGUAUUGACUGGAGUAAACGGCACUUGCUUUCUUUCAACUGCAAGUUCUCAGGGUCCAUUAACCUUUGGGUCAUGCAUUUGAGGCUUCGUCUUUGUUGUUAGAAGUAAAUGUUAUUGAAAUUUUUUACCAACGUUAAUUCUUAUUCAUUUUAUUACAUCUAUAUACUAUAUAUUAUUAAUUUUUUGUUAAUGAAUGAGAAAUUGUAGUAUUGAUUGGAGUGAACGGCAGUUGCUUUCUUUCAAGUGCAAUUUCUCUGGGUCAUUUAGCCUUUUGGUCUUGCAGUUGAGGCUUCACCUUUUUAUUUCUUCUUAAUGCAAUGAUACAGGACACUAAGCGCACGAUUGUUGUGCACCAUAACUAAGGGCGCUUUCCAAAAGUCAGAACUGGCCAGCCGGGACAUGGCCAGACUAGACAUUUUGGCAAUGAAAUAGGCUUUUUCCUAGAGGUUUUGCUGAAAAACCAUCUCCUCUGUGCAUAAUAUUUAGGAUUUGACUGAUGUGGAUGGUAAAAUUUUCAUUAAAAGUUAAAUUCUCAUUGCGAUGGGAAUGGGCUGGCCUGUCAGUUCUGACAAAUGGAAAGUGCCCUAAAACAUGGGUACAGAUUACUUAUUGAACAGUGGAAGGAAUUGAUUAUUAAUAUAUAUCCUUGUAAUUUUGGAAUAGUUUUAAUGCCAUAAAAUUUCAUAGACCUCUUUCUACUAGUAAAUGAUUUAUAAAUUAACUACUUCCCUUAUGUAUUCUGUCCUUUUAAGGUACAAGUGUCUUCACUGUUACAAUUACACCAUUUGUCAGGUGCGUGCCAUGCCUGUACCAGUUCCUGAUAUCCUCUUAGCAUUAGAGAGCCUCAACUUAAUGAAUUUUACAUAGCCUCAGAUCACUUAUUCCACUGCUUAUUACACGACGAACUCCUGGGUAUCAUAACGAACAUCCUGGUAUGACAUUUCUCCAGUUAUAGUAAUGAGGCUACGCGUGGCGAGCGAAAAAGUAAAAUUAUGCAAAUCCUUCGCUUGGACUUCAAAAAGAAGAACAAGAGACUUCUCCAAGUCUACGCAUAUGUAAUAGUUUAUAAAAUUAUGAAAUAAUAUGUAUGGCAAAGCCCCCCCCCCCCCACCCCCUUAAUGUAGGGUUCGUUAUAUUUCACUUUACCCCAUCGGCACAGCUGUAUGUUCAAGAAAUGAGAGGUUAGUUGGGUCCGGGGUGGUCAUCAUAUGAGGGUGUCUCUGUGCCAGGGCGGGGUGGGGUGUCUAUUUUUUGCAAGGGGUGGUGGAGGGGGGUAGCAGCGGGCUUGAUGCCCAGCCAAAUCAUCACUCCAAACCUCGAAACAACAGAGGUCCUGAUAAAUACAAUGUAAGUAAAUAUAAUAAAUUUUAAGUUCAAUUAAUGAAUGUGAAAGAUGGGAUAAUCACAAUGUCGCGAGUGUGAGGAAAAGAAACAAAGUCUUGACGGCUUUCAGCAAGUCUUUGACGAGGAACGACCAGUUGUUCUGUUAAUUGCGAGAGAGAAUGGGGUCAUGACGUGCUACCAGAACCAUUAUUGAAGGCAUUUUUACCAACCUCAUUCAGGGAUGCGCAUAGGCUGUUGCUACCAGCUAAUGCCAAUGGUGUCCAGUUUUUAAAAGCUUGUCUUUUUUUUACUCUUUAUAGGAUUGUUUCUGGAGGGGAAAGACUUCACAAAGCCAUAAACAGGAGCACGAUGUGCGGGAAUACUCCACCUGGGUGAGGGCCGACAAUUUUUUGUCCUUAGCGCCAUGUUAUUUAACAUACACCCCACCCCACCCCCAGCCCGCCCCCUUUGUCGACGGACCCUCAGAAAAAUGCCUUUUCCUUGCAAAGCCCUCAGAAUAAUUCAUUGAUGAACACUUUUCCUCAUAGAAAAGUUACCUUUUUAGUUACGACUCUAAUGGCUUUAAGAAAUUUUUGCUUUUCUCCUACUUAACCCCAGAAAAUCCUGGACUUCAGGCUAACAACCUUCAGAUAAUUUUGUUUUUGUGCUAUGUUCCCUCAGAAAAUCUUACCUUCAGUUCUACAACCUUCAGAAAUUCCAUGUUUGUGUGGCAUCUUGAGAAGCGUUUGUCAACUAGGGGGGUGGGGAUGGUUGUAUGGUCCUUAGUAAAUUGUCGUCGUUAUGCGAUACUCGAAGAAAGGACCAAAAUUAUGCUUAUUAGUGAAUUAUUUGUUGUAAAUGUGUACUAUUCUUGGCCAUUUUCCCUAAUAUUCCAUUAAUAUCGUAACUUGUGGUUAUUGUUGUAUUUAAGAAUGCUGGCGAGAGAGGCAGCUCUUUCCGAAGUAAAUUUUUGUGCGGCGGAGGUGGACGAAAAAAGCGACCAUCAUUGCCCGAUUUUCCAAGGGAACCGGAACCAAACAAAACGCUGGAUGUCACAAACAUUGUGUAAAUAUUGUAUUUAUUUCUUUUGAGCGACUUUAGACUGACCUUAGUAUAGUUACAAGAAAUACAUGUAAGGUAUGUUUCGCGGCUCUUGAAUUUCGCGAUACUACCAAAGUUACAAGUUUGGUUAGUUAGAUGAAACAUUCCUCAGCUUUAGGUAAAACUACUUUUUAAAAAAACAUCAAGAACUGACACAACAGUUACAUGUAAAUAACUGUUGUUCCACUUGCGCUGUAACUCUUGUUUGGGGUCGAGAGAACAAGGGUAGACUCAGAAUGUGGGAGGGGGCGCCAUGACGGCAGACAUUCUGCUAAACUAUUCAAUACUCUUCCUUGGGUAAUAACAAGUUAGUAUUUACUCGAUUUGAUGCUGCAGCGUUUAUUUCAAAGACACAUAACUUAAAUCACUGGCAACAACUACGUUAAAUCUUUUGUAAAAUCAUGUAAAACAGAAAUGAAGCGUCAGGUGUUGAUGUCUCGCUUACCAAGUUGCUCCGAGUUUUUCCGGCUUCAAUGAUCCUCUAAUAGAUGCCGCAUACUUCUGAUUGAGUACGGCGUUAAUUGGUAAUUUUGCCCUUGUCUGCGGCAUUUAGUCAAAUAAACACGGUAAAUAAACAUGAAAAAUUGCGUAGAUUAGUUCCGUUACACGCCUUGCUUCUGCUGUUGAUUAGAAGCUUAAACGUUCAGUGAAGGCAGUAGUCUAGUGAACCUUUUCAGCCCGACAUGGAGUUAUUGUGAAGACAUUGUCAUCUUAAAUUUUUGAAUCUGUGAACGGAUUUUUAUGUUACCAUUCAUCCAAACCUCUUUAGCAGAGCUUAUGGAUGGUACUAUAUAUUUUUUAGAAUUAAGCAAAAAGAAAUUUCGAUUUUUUUUCAUGAGUUUUUGCUUUGGCCCGUGCACAUUUACUUGCGAAAGGAUUCUUGCUACGGAACGGUCAAAAAACUGAUUAAGAUAAUCUUGAGGAGAAGGCUAAAGCCUAUUACUGUUGUUGUACUUGGUGAUUUCGCAGAGAAUCAUGGCCGAGACGGCGAAAGCUUAGGGCGACAAAGAUAACCAGUCCUUGUUUGUUGACGUAAUCAACAAAUUGUAGUCUAUGAUCUUGUACGGCGGGGAAUCUUGUUUUUGUCAAGAUAAUUAAAUUCUGGUAAACUCCACACUCCAUGAUAGGCCAAAACCUAGUGUAUAAUUAAUCUCAUAGAUUGCGAUCUUUAAUAACAAUUUAUAAAUUAUUCACCUCAAUAUUUUGCUUAACGUCGUAUUUCUGAUACACUGCAUGGCAAAAAUAUAAAAUAUUCAGACACAGCGACAUCACAGUUGCUUCUUCUGACUCGAAAUGGGGCCAAGAAAGCGGGAUUUUAGUAGUCGCUUGACUGUUUCAGCUAAAAGUCUGAUGUUCGGGAACCCAAUAUGAAUUCCAGCGACAGUAGCUCUUGCGACAGUAGUACAUCGAAAAGUGGAGAGAGCCGCGGAAGUAAUGUUAGCAGCAGCAGCAGUUCAAAAUCAGACAAACGUCUCUUCAUCACGUUAAAACCGAAUGCUCGCCAAACAUGUUACAUUUUCACUCGUCCUUUGAGAGUUCGGGUGAAGGGAGCCACGUAAGUAAAUUUAUAACAAAGCUGGUAGAUUGUUGUAAAUUCUAAAACAUGUAUGUAAGCCGCGAGUUUAAUUUUUAUUCGACUCUCAGUCAGGAGAUACUCAAGACUUGCGAUCUUUUUUGAACAUUCAACAUUCUUUAACUGAGUUUCUUAUGCAAACUAUGUCGUUUGUUUCGAAUUGUUGGGCUUUUGAGGAGCUAAUAAUGUGAUUGAUUUUCAUAAUAAUAAACAAAGUAUGGCGAUACGAUAACUCUUAUUUUCUCGGUAUUACUACCGGUUACUCGUAUAAUUUGUUUGUACUGGGCAGUGAUCUCUCCGUACUAAAGGCGGCCGUCUUACGGAGCGUUAAAAGGCGGGAAAAUCAGUGACGUUCAGAUAGAAAGCGAGCCAGUCACCCAUCUCUUUAAGUGUCGAACUUCUGAAUCAGUGUAAAGCUUUUUUAAGGUUUCAAACUCACCCUGGAUCUUAACUCAGAUAAACUCGUUGUGGGCAUCUUUUGCAUUUUUUGGUCUGUUACAUUCGACCUCUAGUUCAAGAUGGUGGUACUAUUGAGUGAAAUCUAGUUUUUCUGGAGAUCUUACGCGUUUUGUGAUCUGCUGCGUCAUAUUGAACUCGAGAUCAAGAUUACGGUAUCAAUUACCACUACAUCCAUCAGAUUAUGUUAAUUGGUUGUUUUUCUUCCUCUUCGUUUUACAGCCCACCGUUGCCUUCUGAUUUGUCUGGGCCAAAUCAGUAUGUCGACUACGUCGGCAGUCCGACUUCGCCCGAGUCCAUCGCGGAAUCCUCCGUCACUUCAUCGAGCCCAAUUAAACUAACAGAAGACUUGGAUGGAAGGUGAGGAAGUUUAUUUAUCGAUUAUUGAUUGACUGAUCGAUUGAUUUAGUUGUUUCUGAUCGUGGUUUUUAUGUCUGGGGACGUUUUAAAAUGUAGCCUUUAGCGAUUUAAUAAGGACGGUUGAGGGAGAUGGGCGUUACAGAUUAGUUCCGGUCAUGCAGUGACAUCAUCGUCACAACAUCGCCUCAAAAAAGUAAAAGGAAUGUUUUGAGAUGUGUGUUACUCCUCGUGACAGUUCAAACGGUCGCUACAUUAAGAGGAUGUUGUCCCAUUGUUGUGGCAAUGUUGCUUCAAUAUUGUGUAGUGAGGAUGCUGUAUCAACAGCCCGUGACAGUUCAAACAGCGCUACAUUGAGAGGAUGUUGUCCCAUUGUUGUGGCAAUGUUCUGUCAAUGUUGUGUAGUGAGGAUGUUAUAUCAAUAUUUUGUCAUUGUAGCAACUUCCUUGUUUGACAGUUUUAGGCACCGGAGAAAUUCUGAAGCUCUGACUGUGACUCGCUUACCAAAGGAGUGUUUUAUAAGUCUGGGUUUCGAAGAGCAAAGUUUUUUCUCUUUGCUCGAACAAAUGCUAAGAAACCUAUUGAUUGAAGUUCGUCGGACACGUUGUUUCUCUCUACACCUAGAAUGUUGGCGAAUAUUAAAGGACAGUUAUUUUAUUCGGUACAUCUAUACUAGGUGAAUCUGCCUAUCUAGGUGAUAUGUCUUGGUCUAUGUGCCACUUUUUUUAAUUCUUUAAGUCAUCUCGAAUUUUAAUUUUGCUAUUUAUUGCUAUCUAAUCGUCUUAACCUUAAACUUUGCUAAUCUACUGCAAUUACUUAUAUGGAGAAUUAUAAAUAUAUGAAAUAUGUGUAGUCUAAAAGCGCCAUUUUUAAACGGAAAUCAUUUUUUUCCUCUACGAAGGCUCAACAACUACCGGUCGGAGAAUCGUUUACUGCGAAAAGUUACGUGCAAAAAUGCCUUUCUAGGUUAAAGUCACCGGCUAAUUCAGUUGCCUCUCAUCGCUUCACGCCCCUGAGGUCCUUCCGCGAAACGAAAGAGAACUGAGCGUCUGGAUUCGCAGGCAAAGUUUUGGGUGAUUUAAAAAAAAAAACACAAAGUGCUGACAAAAUGAAAGAGAAGCCACGCCCCAUAAAAUAUGUUUGUGCGCUUUUAGAAUUUGAAUAUAUAGUUAGUGAGAGUGUGAUGUUUAGACGCUGUCUUUUCCUGCUAGUUUAGCGAGGAAGCUAUAGUUCAUUUCCUUGGUACGGUGAUUUCAAAACGGCUGCAGUAAUUGCACUAAAAAAGCUAUUGUUAUAUAUAAAAAAAAAAGGCUAGAGGAUUUAUGAUAUUUGUAAGACAUGCGGUGAUGAGUGGUACACAAACGUUUAUUCUACACCAAAGAAAAGUCAGUUUAAAAAGAUGAAUAUUUUAGCAGUGUUGAAAAAUCUUUAAGUGACAUUUUAUCUUGACAAGCUGCACUUAGCAGUCUGUCUCGAUUUUAACGAUAUUCCCUGCUUUUGUUCUUUGGUGUAAUUUCACUAUCACAACUUGAUAUCUGCGUUUGUCAUAAAAUAUAUUUUUCGUUUUCUUUUAGUUUAGCAACGCGUUUCAUCAUGAAUAUUAUUUUGCCGCACCUUGAAGAUAAAAAUUUUAUCGUUUUAUUUUGUAGUUACCUCUAUGUCCCGUCGUGUUAAUUGACAUAAUUUUUCGCCUGUCGAUUUUUGUCCAAUGAAACGAACAAUACUUGUAUUCUUAAGUGAUCAAAUUUAUUUCGCUUUUAUAGGAGAACUCAUUAUGAAUAUGUAGAUUGGAUUUAUUAGCACCUGGUUGAGCGCGAUGCUAAAUACACCAAAACAUUAUCUCCUCUCGAAUAAGUCAAAGAAAGACUUGGAAGAUCUGUUUGUCGUGCACUGACCAUAUCGAUAUUUGCGUCUCGUGGAAGACAUCGAUAUUUAUCACAAUGCCAAACGGUAGCUCAAUUCCAAAUUUCUUGUUGUCUGAUCCUAGAAUGGAUGACGAACACAAAUUGAUAUCAAGAUAUGCGGCGAGGUAAGUUAAUAAAAUCCGUCUUCCAUGACAGGGCUAUACGCUAACGAACUGAGGGCGACAAAACCAAUAUUUUUUCAUCCUUGACGUGUGGUAUUUCGUUUGGGUUAACUUUUGGGUGGGUUAAGAUAUUAUUCGGUUAAAACCCAAAGUCGUACCCCAGCGGUCUUUGAAAUGAGGGUGGCAUUCAAACUUGCUUUUUCAAGGUCGUUUUACAACGAACGAAGAAUAUAUCAACUAAUUUAUAAAGUGUACUACAGGUAGUUUUUUUCUCGUAGUUGUUUGAGAUUAUUUUAUUAUAUUUGUUUAGUUUUUAGUCAGUUUUUCUCUACGUUUUGUUUUCUGUCUUAUUUUACUUUAAUCAUGGAACCUUUUUACCGCAACUUUUUUUUGGGUCUUUUCUAAAAUUUAUUUUGGACAUCCUUUAUCUGUUAUAAACUCUGAUUUGAUGAUUAAAGCAGGCCCUCGAAGAACUGAUUCCUUUUCUAUACUAAAUGAAUUUAAAUGGGAAGCUUACAUUUUUUCUCGUUAAUCUAAAGAAUGUCAACCUCUGUUAUUUGCUUUUUCCUUUUUAGGGCGCAAUAAAGCAAUUGCCUUUUUUUUGCUUCGUUUUAUCCUUCAGUUAGUGGGUACAACUUAUUGGACAUGAAUACUUUACCAAGAUUUAAGCUGGGUGUGACAAUCAAGUUUAAUCUGCGAGCGAUCUGUUCGUUCGGUGUCAUUUUUGAGGUCUCUAUGUUUGGAAAGUUUUCCCCAAUUUUAGAUAAGCUAUUUUUUUUCUCACAAUACAACGUCCUUAAACUGCGGUACAAUAGGACAGCUUAACGGCACAACUCGUUCAGAAUUACAGUGAAAAAUAUUUGGCCUCGACAGAAAAUUUUGUCAUCAAAUCUUCCAUUAUCUUUGGUGCGAAAUAGAUGACGUCAGUAUUUUCAUUUCCACAAUUGACUCUACGUUUGAGAAGUUCAUAGGGCAUCUCAUUAAGUAGAAAUUUCGACUUCUAAUCCCAAGUGUUUUAGCUUGCUAAAAUACCUUUUUUUCCUUAAUAAAAUUAUUUCAUGCAAUUGAUCCCGUGACAAAUUGUUUCUUUGUGAAUUUCGUAGUGUCAACAUUCAAGGAUUAGCUUCUGUCGAAGGAAGUUUUAUUAUUUUGUUUUACCAUGAGAAUCUAAAAAAAAAAAAAAAGAAACAGAAUUUCUUCACUCAACUCUUUCUUUCAAAAAGAAAACAGAUUUCUUGCUACGGAAAGUCUUUGAAUAAGAUCAUUGCGCAGGUCGCGGCUAAUCUUCACUUAAAAUCAUGAUUCGAUUAAUUUUGCCUCUUGAUUGUUUUAUUUUAGAAUUUAAACAAUAGUUUUCAAUUAAGGCGAUUCUUUGAAAUUAAACCACAGUAGAUUUUCUUUUACCCUCUGCGGUUUCCCCAGUCAACCGCUGGUAAAAUGAUUUCCGUGUAUAAAACGCCUUCGUUUAUGUUGUUGCUGCGUUUUUGUACCUUUUUGGAGGUGGCGGUGUAGAAUUGAGAUGAUCAACGCUUACGAUGGGAAAGAAAUGAAAUCGAAAAAAUAUGCGAAUUGUUGUUAGAGUAUAAACUACAUUCUCGGGACAAAAUAUAACUUAGGCGGAUUUGUAGGCGCCGGCCGUUUUUACAGUUAUUCAUGAGUUUUAUGUUUUCUUUGCCUUGUCAGUUGAAGCUUUGUACUUCUCUUAUCUAACAUUAUGUUUUUUGUUUUCUAUUUUUCUGUUUCCUUCACAAAUGGAAAGACUCGCCGCUAAUUCGGUAAGUGAGUAAUAAUUCUUUGAUGCUUUACAUCUAAGUGAAAUAUAACACAUUUAAAAACAUUGUAUACUGGGCAUUUCAAGCUCUCUUUUUGGCGUAAACCUCACCUCUGAGGAAAUAUGUCAAUAAAUAAUUGAAGGAAUAAAAAAAUAAACAAGGGAAUAAAUAUUAAAUACCGUAUCACUGAAACACUUUUUAAGAUUCAGGCUGUCGUGAUCCGCGGUAAAUACAAACAAGAUUACCGGAAAGUUCCCGAGAAACGGCGCCUUAUAUUCUCUGUUUGGAGUUUAUUAGACAGUAGAUUGAGAUAGAUAAAGGAUACUUUAGAUUAAGAAGCGGUACGAAAAGAGUUUGUUAUCAAAGGCCACAUCCGUAUCUAAGUUAGUGAACUACAAUCAGCGACAUAAUGUGGGAGCACUUUCGUGAAUAUCUUGGACAACAACGCUCUCUUAGUGGACGUAAUCACAAUAAAUACUCCGCAAUUGCCCCAAUACAACCUGGCGCCUCUUCGUCCUGGUGUCAGAAACUGAAUUAUUUUUAGAUUUUGUUUUCAUUCAAUGUAUCACUUGUGGAGGUUUAAAUAGAAGUUAGUUGUUGAUUGCCAUUUUUGUCAAUCAUCAUCGUCAUCGUUAUCAUCAUCAUAAACAUCGUCAUUUUCAACAUCAUCAUCAUUAUUAUUGUCAUAAUCAUCAGGUGCCUUCAUUAUCAUUUUUUUUACCUUGUAUCGCUGAAUCUUAUUAUUUUUUAGCGUCAAAAGCCUGUCAACAAGGUGAGCAAGUCAUCCAGCCAAACAAGUAUUGACGCUAACAGAGAACAGAGAGAACUGAUGCAGACCCUGCAGAAUAAGAACAGGUGACCAUACCAGCUCCAUACCAGUAUCCAUCUCAUUUAGAAACGAUUUCAAAUAGCCCCCUUUCGAUAUAUGAAAAUUCUAACAUUUUUUUUUACGUCUCUAUUGUCUCGCAAUUCCCGGAAGAGACUUGAGCACAAAGAAAACCAAACCCAAAAAUAGAAAUAUGACCAGAAAGCGUCUGAGUCAAGUUAGAAUUUUAUUAUAUCGAACGUGGCCUUUUUGUGUUGCAGAAUUAUUAAACGCUAGGCAACAACGUUUGUUGGAAAAUAGAGAGAGCGUAAGAAUCGGAGGCGGUUGUUUUCGGAAUUCCAUACAUUUACACAUUUAAAGUUUGUUGUUAUUGAUGCUUACGUAGGCUUCUUCUCAAGGAAAUUCGCCGUCUGCGCGACGAACACGAGGAAGCAUCGAGGUCAGCGGCUCAGAUCGCUCAAAACCCACAGUUAUUGGCCGAGCUCAAGUUGUUACGGCAACGAAAAGAUGAACUCGAGUUGCGCAUGUCAGCAUUGCAAGAGAGUCGCCGUGAACUGAUGGUGCAACUGGAAGGAUUAAUGAACCUGCUAAAAGUAAGUUUCCCGUAUGUAGAGCUCCACGUAUACCUAAGUUCCCGUAUGGGAAACAAGUUACGUGUAUGUUAAGUAAGUUACCCCUACCAGCGUGCUAGAAUGGCUGAGCCGAACACUAAAACUACCUUCACCUGGUGCAACAAACCAAGCUAUAUACGGAUUAACACUGAAAUGACGUCGAUUGCGAAGUUACAACUGUGCGAUUCGUUAUAACCGCGGGACCGUGUUAUCAGGAACCUGUUAAAUGCAUUUUUGUUUCACUGAUUGAUUGGGCUUUAUUGUGCCGGAGUUUGACUGGAAAUUUAAAUCAUCGUCAAAAAACAUAACCAGUGAAGCUUACUUGUGAGCUUCCAGUGUGAACCUUGUUACCUGUAAACUGUCUAACUUGAACCCUAUGAAGUGGGUUUUUCUGCUGACGUGUUAGAACCAAGACUGGCUCUUUUUCUCCCUUAGUGAUCGUUUCUCGAAAGUCCUGAUAAUUGACAAGCUCAAGGUCCUAAUAGUUUUGCUGAUUUAAUGAAACCUUAAAGGAGCUAUGUCACGAAAUUCAGCCAAAUUAGGAAAUUACAAAAUGCCCGUUUAAUUAAGAGGAACAUGAAAAUAACCGCUUAAAACUUUAAAGAAGGGUUGAAAUAACAUAACAGAAACAACAGAGGCCACGGGUGGGCAAAACUGAAGAAGAUUGAAACGGAUUGAAAUUAGGGUUUUUGCAAACUGUUCAGCGCUACAGUUUUUCAAGGUUGAUCCCUGCUGCUUGCAGCUUCAAAAAUAAUGCUCAGGAGACAUAUUUGUGUCUUGGAUCUCUGAUUUUGUCGUUUGCCUGUAAUUUCUUUGCUUACUAUAAGUUCCAUAGCGAUUGAGGGCGAGUGAUUGGCAAAAUUAAACACAAUGAACUGGACUACCGUGACACAGCUCGUUUAAGCUAACAAAACAAGAUGGGCUGCUUUGUAAGCGAGGACUUGCGCUUUUAUUCCUACGGAUUUUGAUUUGAAAAGCUUUUUGAAAAGCUACCGGGACUUUUGAUAAACGGCCACUGGACAUCGGAUAAGUGUUUUGUUUUCUUUAUUUGCACCGCCAUGAUUUUUUUUUUUGGCUCCAGAUGGUGGGUAGAUGUAGGGUGUCAUUUUUGCCGUUGUUGUUGUUGUUGUUGUCUGUUUUUAAGUGUGCGCUCAGCUCUCGUUCCAAAGUGGCAAGCUUCCCUUUAAAUCAAGCCAUGGUUGAGAAUGGUUUCCAGCGUGACUUGUUGAGUUGUAUUUGAAGAGCUUGUUAAGCCCUUGCAGUCACUGGGAUAUACAUAAUCUUGUAAUAUUGCUGCUCAAACACUCAUCGACCUCGUCUUGACGUAAGCGAAAUAAAUUAAAUAGGCGUAUUUUAAUUAAUGAAAAAGCAAUUGAUAAAAUCUCUAAAGCAGUAUGGGAAAAGGUUUCGAGAAAGGAAUGUGAUAGAAGAGAUUUUAAUGAGUUAGUUAAUUGUCUUGCUUUGAAGGUACUUAAUUCCAGUGCUUAAUGUGGUUUAGUGGUCGUGUGGAGUUUUUGCUGCUUUUUGAUAUACUGCGCUUUUGUUAGUGCGGAUUCUAACUAUCAACUUCAGUUGCGAUUGAGUUACAGUGGAGUUUGCAUAUUUUGCGUUAUAAAUGCAGUCUGGUGAUUUUGUUGACUUUAAUUAAUAGCAUGCAGUUGUCAAUUGGAAUUCCUUAACGCAUGUUUAUGUCCCUCGGUUGCUCAAACUUUUUUGCGCGUUUGUUUCUCAAGUUUAAUCAUGGGAUAGUCAUGUUGAAUUGUUUUGCAAAAAUGCAAACCGACUGUUUUUUUACAGCAACAGGACAAAUCGCAAGGAAAGACUGAGAUUGACUGGAAACACAAACACCGCAGCAAAAAACUGUUAAAGCUAAUGCAUAAAUGAAGAGUACUAACCUUUAAGGGGCCGAUUACAUGAUUUCUGCGCGGUUUGUUGAACAAAUGGUCUUAAAACGAUUAUUGCGAUUAGGUUAAGAGAGUCUAAGGGCCUGUUUACAUGGAGGUGGGGGACCCCAGGUUGGUGAGGUAACUCGCUUAGGUGGGGUAACCCGCCUGCCCAUCUAAUCUCUUAUUUUAAUUGGAUCACGUUUACAUGAUAGGUGGGGUGACCCGCCAAGAAGGGUAACCCGGUCUGGUAGACCGGGUUACCCUCUCAGCUGGGUUCAAAUUUUGCCAUGUAAACGUUUCAAGGUGGGGUAACCCGCCUGGCCGGGGUCGGAUUCGUGAUACAUCAAACUCUCGCAAAAUUCACUUUGGUGGUGACUUUGCAUCAUUAUUAAAGUUAACAAUAGAAAGCCAUUGCACUGAAGGUUGCAGCAAGAGCAGCAAGUGAGUGUAGAAGUGCAUUAAUCGGCAAAACACAUGGUUUGCCAGCAUUUUUCUUGUUUACCUGCUUCGCGACCAUUCAGUAACCUUGAGAAAGCGCACCCCGGGAUGGCGGGGUUGUAAGAUUGCUUAUAAAGGAGGGAUAUUUUUUUUACCCCACCUAAGCAGGUUACCUCACCUACCCGGGGUCCCCCACCUCCAUGUAAACAGGCCCUAAAAGUCUGAAAAACGUAAGCAUCCGGAUUCACGACGCCUCCGCUGGUUCCCCCGGGAAAUGACGUCUGAGAAAUGACUGCAGAAAUUCCAUACUGAUGACGUGUCACUACCCUGAUCUGGGUAGUGCUUCUGAUUGGUUGAAGCAAAUUUCCCUUGCGAAGCAAGCGUUUCCGAACGUCGUUCUUCGGUCUUUCUUUGCUACGCAGGCUACUUCCGAUACGACCAACGAAUUUAUGCGCUCGUUUGCCAGUCGUCAUUUCGUGGGGAAACUAGUGGCUGUGUCGCGAAAUGUCGGCUGUUUUCUGAGGCUAGUUCAGUAAUCGCUUCCCUAAAAGUAUUGUUUUGUUGGCGCUCGUUAAAUAACUAUAUUUCCUCUAUCGACGUAAAUGCUAUAGCCACAUUGUACAGCAUAAACAAUACCACAGCAAAGGUAAAAUACCCCGACCGCAAUGUAUCCUUAAUUAUAUUGGUUUUCCUGUGGUUUCUGAUGAUGUCACUAAAUGUUCGCAUAUUUGUGUUAAGAUUUAUAUUCCCGUUCGCGAUCGAAUACGGAAACUUAUAGGACAGAUUUCAUUACCUUUCACGAGGACUGAACAAAGUGGAUUAACCUAAAAUGGACUGUAGAGGCGACUGGUUAAAAUUUUCAGUUUUUUGUUUGUUUGUUUUUAGUAUGCAUACGUCACUAUUAUCAAACCUAUUUACAACCUGUUUGAUUUAGAAUCUAAUUUCGUCACGAUUUCUUGACAAAGAAAAAUCACUGUUUUAAAAAAAUUGGCAGAAUUUUUAGCAAAGGAACUCAAUCCUUAAAUUUGUACAACUGAUAUGAUCUUUUUGUUUUAUUAAUCCACUUUGUUCUGUCUCUUGCAGGCAGAAAACCUGUGAUCGGCAGACAAGAGGAUGAAUUAACGGGUGUCAGAGCUAAUAAAAAUUUCAUAGAAAUGUUCUAAUUUCAUUAAUUCUAGCUGUGGUUUAAAAGUUAAAAGUUUAAGUAGCCUGUUCCAGGCGUUCGGAAAAUUUGUUUUUGCCUUAAUUUGUUGUUUUUCAAAUUCAACCGAAGGCCCAAGCUGGCGCAGUCUAUAUCGAAUCAAAAUCGUUGCUUGGGCUCAUUUUUUUUGUCUUGUAGUUUUGUGUUUACUUUCAAAUUAUGUAGUAAAGAGCUAAGAAAGUCAAGUCUAAAUAAUAAGAUUUUAAGAAAAGUUGUAGACAGCAAACGCGUAAACCGCGAUAAAAAGCAAAUCGUAGUGAUACAUGGUGAAUUAAUUACGUCGAACAGUAAACUGGUUUGCCAUGCUGGUUUAGAUUAGCAAGAGACUCAAUAGAGACUUCAGUUAUUUCUUGAAGGAAGCUAUUGUAAAGGUCGUGAGCGAAUAUUCAUGUUUGUACAUUUUUUAUUUUAAAAAUAUUGCGUCGAGUUUUUGUUACAUCGAAAGUUAAGAAGUAUUUGUAGAUUGAGUGAAUUGGUGUGUUUUUGUUCACGUCUACCAAAUGUGUAAGGUUUUAAACAGUUCCAUCUUUUCGUUUAUUUUUUUGUUGUUGGCUGGAAAAUGGAAUUGAAAUAUUUUUCUUCUUAUUUUUUUUUUUUAAAUUAUUACUACUUAUAUUAUUUUAAUCACAAAAAGAUUGUGCUUUGUAUACGUUUCUAAAAAAUAAUUUUUAGGGAAACUGUAGGGACAGUUUCUUUGUCUCGGCGUUUAGAAAAUAUACGAAAUAUAUCGGUGCGUAAUGUUUGCGGCAUAAAUCCCUGACACGCUCAAAUUGUGUCAUUAUAUUCAGCUUACAGAAAAGCUAAUUGAAAAUAUAUAAACAUAAGAUGUUAUGGAAUAAAGAUAUAUAAAUCUCUAUAUCUACGGAAUAGUUCGAUCCCGCAGUAUAAUGGAAGUUUCUUUCAAAUAUCAGUUUCGUAAAAGAAGCCUAAAAUAUAGAGUUUUGUUAAUGGAUAACGUCGCAGUCUUAUCUGCAAAUAAAAAUACUGUAUAACAGAUAAUUUACAAGUUGCUGACCCUUAAAUAAAAUAAAUGACCUGUUUCAUUGGUGAAAGGAUGUAUUGCUCUCGCUUUAAGAGUUCUUAUACUGAAGUUGCAGAAGUCAAGCCUAUUUUUUAAUUCAGUGGUUUGUGUGUGUGAUUGUUUGUAAUGUUUGGUUUCACUGUACCCAAUGUUAGAGCGGUUUUCGGAAGACCUUUUUCGGAAGACCCUUCCACGGGAGCCCUUCAGAACUAAAUACACUUCAAUGACUCGAGGGAGGCAAAAAUGUGCCACUUUAAAUAAAUUUUUAAAUUACCUACUGCGAACAUCAGUCAAAGUAUUCAGAUUUCAUUCAGAUUUUUUAUUAUUUGCACUAUUUCAAGAGGUUACUACAGAAAUUACAAUACGUUACAAAUGUAAGGAAAAAAAUAAAACAACAAAUUACAUAAAUCACCAAAGAUGAAAUGUGCGUAGUGACCAAAGGAGCUUGGGCUUUCGAGUUGAUCACUGCCAUGUGUAACUAACGAGCGUAGACGUCACGCCGCCAUCACUAUGGAAACGAAUCCAACAAAGUAGGUGAUUGAAUGGAAUAGAACUCCUGGAAUAGAAUUAUGGAACAGGGUUACGCAAAACCAAGAACCGUUGGACGGUGGGGGUGGGGGAUUAGAGUAAAAAAAAGGAGGGGGGAGGGGAAUAAUGGGCUUUGUGGGAAAAGGGGUCGGAUCGGCAACUGCCAUAAACGGAACUUGUGCUCAGAAUAGUUGAUAGGUACGCGAUGUAUCCUGGCUAGUGUUUCUUCCAACGGUGAAACAACAUUGAAAAUUUUCAAGUGCAACAAAUUUUUACAUGAUCUGACGAUGUAGACUUUGCUUUGUUUUCUUUUGUUUUUCUUUUUGCUCGGCGGUGCCAGUGUGAGUCCCGAGGCAUCUCAAAACUUCAGAAAUGUCGCAACGGAAGUUCGGGAUUGCGACGAUAUUGCCGGUAACUGAUUCGUUUGUGUCUCUGGCGUUUGUACGUUGCCUUUUAGUUUUGCGGAUAGAUAGCGUUGCGUCAAAAGAGUCCAAUACCUGCCUGGUACGCUGCCGCAGCCAGGUCGCAAACUUCAGAGGAACUUGUUUCCGAUUCUUAAUUUGUAAGUCGCCAAAUCUGCGGAGUUGGCCUUCGACUUACUUUUCUUGGUUGUUCUUACUUCCAAAGCGGCGUGUUAAGACAUAAAGUGUUGCGGUGGCUGUUUGGCAAUAAUCUUAAUAACUACUGCAAUUUUUGGCACCAGUUUCGAGGAAUUUCUUUAAAUGGCCGUGGUCAACAAUGCGCCCAUGUUACAUGUUCUGUGUCUUGAAUGCAAAGUUUUCUUGACCACACUGUCUUUAAGUUAGCGGUGGUAUUAACAUCCAAGAAUUCGUAGAAUUUUGUGGCUCCCUUUUUAGCUUAAAGUAAGCAAUAUGAGCCUGCGCGGUUCUUGAUCAAUACUACAUCCAUAUUUAAGUGGCGUGUUAUGUCCUUUGGUGCCGCUGUCAGGAGCGAAAACACAGCGUGAUAUUAUUGUGGAUUUUCUUCUAUUGCAAAGACAAGUUUAAUAGUUUAGCCUUUGAUCUUUUCGCUCUGCGGUAUAUGCUGUAAACACAGGCCGAGAUAAAAAAGAUCUGCGACUUUCCACUGAUGCGUUGUUCAAAUUGUUCCCAUAUUUUUGACAACUUUGUGGUCCUUACUUUUAACAAUGUUGGCCGUCUUUGCUUCACUAAUCAAAUUCCUGUUUAUUCUAGUUGGGAAGCAGCUGGGCGUCCAAAACUCUCCCAAGCUUUGUUUUUUGGUUGUCGUUAAGUUGCAAAAAUAUGAUAGAUACCAAGAAGACUUUUAGCACUUUUUAUAAUAAGUGUUAGCAUAUAUGGAGACGACAAAAAGUCUGUUUCUGGGCAAAAGGAGGAGAUAUUCAUACAUUUUCUUCUUAUAUACUAAAUCCUUUUAAUCUGUGAAUUGAGAGAAUGCAGUAUUAUAGGUUGACCAUGGAAUUUGAAGUUUAUCCAUUUGAAAUCCUGAAGUGUGACCAUUUCAGAUGAGAGGCUGCGCUGAUCAGUGCUUUCUUGUACUGCUGUUUAUCAUGCUGAAUUCUAUAGUAGAUUGUUCGAAGUUUCAGUUCUCUGAAUGAAAUGUUCGAGGCAAAGAGCGACCUUCAAAUAAAACAGACUGAACAGUAUUUUUCUGUCGCCCAGUCCCUUGGUUUAUUUUUGCUGGACUAACUUCUCAUACUCAAGAUAUCUUUUUUUAAUUACUGUAGAGAAUUCCAAAACCCUUUCAUUCAAAUUAAAACUGAUUUGUUAUGGUCUUUCAGGUCUUAUGCAAUCUUGUAAAAUGUGUUUCUUAUUAGGUAGUAUUGUACUUUGCUUUGCUUUACUUUGCUCGUAUUGCGCUGAUGGUAUUCAAAGCUUCAAAUUUUAAAUUCCAUGUAUAUUUAGCUUUCCUUGUAUUACCUUAAAAUGUAUUUCCUUCGUCAAUUUCCGGUGUUGUUGAUCGGUUUUAAUUCACUAAAUGCGGUUUCUUGAAACUUUGGUUGAAGGUGAUAUUAAUAGUCUCCUUGCCAAUAUUAGCUGGAUUAGAAGUUCCAAGUCAAACUAAGUGUUAUUCUCUUCGUCUGGAAUGAUUUAACUAAGUAGACCCCAGUUUUGGCACCGUGACAGAAUUAGCUCAAUCAGUAUGGCGAUGGAGAUAUGUGGAGCGAGGCUAGACCGGUUAGACUCUCGGUCUUACUGAGGAAGAAGGUAGUUGCGAACGGCUAGACUUCCGCGUGGCUGAGAUUACCAAGUAGAAAAGGUGGUGCCUUCUCCAAUGAAUUCGGAGACACAAAGACAGCGUCCUCCAUUAGCAAUUGUGUGCUAAAUACAUUGACACUUCAAUAAAGUACGUCUUUUUGUUUCCGUUAUGUAAGCUACAUUGAUGUGUGUUGCGCCAAAGGGUAUAGUAUUUGACUUCUAUUUGUAUAGGUAAUAGCGUGAUUUGUAGUGAUAUUUGGCAUAAAUACCACGAGUGAUAUUUCAAAAUUGUUGUACGAAAUUUCACGAGCCGUUAGGCGAGUGAAAUUUGAGACAAUUUUGAAAUAUCACUAGUGGUAUUUAUGCCAAAUAUGCUGGUAUUUCAAAUUAAGCUGAAAUACCAGUGCUCUUAGCAGGGCUCAAAGUUUAAAUUUCAGUUUGGGAGCACUUGUGCUACCAGGUGUAAAUUUUUAGGCGCAUUGCCGAAAUUUGAGGCGCACAGCUGAAAAUCUUAGGAGCACAGAUUGUAAUGUUGGGAGCAUCUAUUUCAAAAGAAAAAGUAAAAAGCUAAACAGUGCCACGUUUUACUUUUAUUUCAGUCCUGUGAUUGAUAAAACACAGCUGAUUUGCUACGCAGUAAUACCGUUGUGGUUUUUAAUGCUAAUUUCUCUUUUUGACAGUACGGUUGUGACUAAAGAAAACUUACACGUGAAAAAAAAUUCAAAACUGACAACUGGCAACAACGAGUGUGUCGAACGAGAAUGAAAAUUAAUCUUUCAUGAAUUUGUUAAAUGCGCAAUGACUUUCAUGUAACUGGAAUGUGACUUAAAAACUUUCUUACCUGGGAAAAAAGGCUCUUAAUCCGCACUGUUUUUGUUUUGAUUGACCUUAAAACUGAACGUUCGACAUGAUCGUCCAUUGCGCAAAAAGCACGUGUUUCGUUCAUAGCAUAUAAGCUCAUAUAUUUGCAUGUUUCAGCGGUGUUUCUUACAAAACAGAGGAGUCGGGAACGGAGUGAAACAUCGAAACGAAAAAGAAAAUUCGAGUUCCUGGAAUCCAUUGAGAGAAAAGACCAGCAUAUUUUAAACAUACACCGUCUUUCUAGUUCUAGUUCGUAAGUAUAGUCGGAAGCAAGUCAGUCGCACCGCACUUUGGGUUUUAUGGCGCACACGUGCGAUUACACAUCAAUUUUUAGGCGCACAACCAAAAAUCCAGUCGCAUAUUCGACCGGUUAGUCGUUAACUUUGAGCCCUGCUUAGCCAAUCAAAUUAAAGAAAUUUCUCAUGUAGUAGUGUAAGCAGUGAAAUUGGGUAUACAUUUUAGCUGCUUAGGUCACUGGAAAAGCGUCAGGUUUUGUGCUCUCUUUGCCCAGGGUCUGGAUUUAUGAUUUUUGUCCUUUGUCCUUUGCGAACAGCGGUCCAGAUCUGAAAUGGGUAGGGUAAAUCACACAUUUUGGUCUGAAAUAGAGUUAGAAAUUCGGGAAGCGUACCGCACACUCCCACCCCACCUUCAUAACCGCCACCAGCAGGAGUAAAGCAUUUCACUUUCUCUGACGAUAAACAAACGUUUGCUCAAAUUCAUGACGUCAAUCAUCAAUCUUUAAAACAAUUAAUAUAAUACAAAGAGUUGUGUACGAAUUGUUUUCUUUAAAACUGAAAGUAAUUUGUAUUGAUUUAAUAACUUUGAGGGUGUUAAAUAAGUGUGACCAUUUCAACUGAAAGCUAUUUAGCAAGGUAAUACUAUUGUACUACAUACAAGUCAUCUCGUUGUGUGUAUGGAAUACUGAAAUGUGACUAUUUGAAUGAAAGCCAGAGCAGAACCUUCCUGUGAUGCUGUUUGUUGUACUGUACGUGGUACAUGACAAGAGGAGCCCGCAAUCGUAAUCUCCAGGUUGCCAUUACGCAUGUACAGCACGUGUGUAGCCAGCUUCGUUUGGCCAUCCACUAAGAAUGAAUGAAAUGCACAGACCGCUCUCUGAUCAAGCGUGUUUUGACCAUCUUUCGGUCGCUGUCGCCCGCUCUCCGUAACCUUUGGUUAUUUCUUAUACUUGUAUUAACGUUGAAGUGUGUGAAUGUAAUACCGACGUGUGACCAUUUUUACUAGUGAACGCUACCGAGCUAUACUUUCCUGUGCUACUGUUUGUUUUGCUGUCUAACUUGGUUCGACGUCUUGUGUCUCUGGGUGAAGUUCUAAGUCCAUAUACUUAUUCAACAAAUUCUUGGUUUGCAAUCACGUGACAAGGCAGGCGGACAUAUUAGUUCACAGAAUAAUAAAGCGCUUUUGCAUGACGUCACGGCGGCCAUAUUGGUUUUCCAAAACAAUGAAACGGCGACCAUGUUGUUGUUCCGAACCAAUCCUGUGGGAGUUGAACUCUUUUCUUACGUUAACGUUUUCUUUUGUUCGAAUAAAUAAAUAAGCAUCAACGGCUGGCCACGUAAGUGAAACGCUUUAUACCAUUUUGUUUUUUAUCGCAGAAUUUGCAUGAAAACAGAAAUUAAGUUCCCCGGCAGCGAAGGAAAAAUCUUUUUCUUUUCUUUUCAACCGACAUGGCCCCCGUGACGUUAGCUGCAAUAGUCGCUUAACAUUUCACUCCUAGCACAAACGGCGAGAAGAGUUUUUACUCUAACUUUCUAACCUAUGGGUGGAAUGCUAUGAUGUUACCAUUCAAAUGUAACCCUUUUGUAGAACUUUUCAAAUAUUCCAUUUAAAUCUUUAAAUGGUACAAAAAGAAAAUUUCAUUUUUUUUCUGAAUUGUAUACUUUGCUCACUUUUAGAAAUGUGGACGCAACAUCUGAAAUAUAGUCUUCGUUCUGUUAGUCGAGAGGGUUGUAACUUAAAAGUUGGUGGCUAAAUUUGUUGAUCACUUUAUAAAAGCUUCCCAUAUUGUGAUAUUAGAUGUUUUUGUUUUGUUUUGUGUCGGCUGUCUGAUUUUGUCUGCCCAAGCUAACAUUUGAGUCUGCAAACAUGACGGGAACAGUCAACUCAAUAUAUAAACUCUUCUCUUCUUUUGGUUUCUGGUCGUUCCUGGGAAUAAAUGUAUUUUUAUUUUGCUCUUACAUGAAUUAUCAUAUCUUGAAGCGCUUUUAAGCUCAUUGAGAAUAUAGCUAGGUGAUGUUACAAUUUCGCCUCAGAUGUAAUUUAGUAAACACUUCUUAACAGGUUCGAAUGAUGGUGCCUUAUAUUGCAUACCCUAAAAAGGUGAACCAAUCACAUGAAAUCCUUACGUGUUGUGUUGCAUGCAGUCUUUGUGUUCUUUAGGAGGUUUUAAGUUACCCCUGCAAAAGCCAACAACUCAUUUGCACUUACAAUUUCAACUUAGUUGCCACAGUUGAACCUUUCCACGAUGACGUCACUUUACUGCAAAAACCAGAAUUCUUUUUGUUCUUGCUUUUUUUAUGUUAAUUUGUUACUUCCAUCAGAGUUUGAGUAACAAUAGCCCAAAUUUAAGCAAGGCGUCAAUAAACUUGAGGAUUCUAGUAGCAGCAGACAAAAGCUAAUUGCCUACGUAAGAUUUCAUCCACAAAGAGAGUUAGAACUAUUACACAGGGCGCAUGUACAGGCAUUCACAGACUCAAAACAGAACCAUCUUAUACAAGACAAUAAACAUUAUACCAGAGGAAAGUAACCUUCAUUUGAAUGGUCACACUUAAGAAUUUCAUACACAGUGACCCGGACCUUAGAACGACUUUUGCACGACAUAACAAACAAUACCACAAUCUGUAGCUCUCAUAAUUUUGAACGACUAAACGGUCGCUUUAUUUUUGUCUAUUGACUCGAUAAACUUAGAAAUUUUCAUUAUCUGUUGACAAAAGGGAUGUAAAUUGUUGUGAUAGUGAAUUGUUGUAGGCCGUUUUUACAUAUCGUCACGUCCGUCAUAUUGAUUUCCCAAACAAUGAAAGGGUGCCCACGUUGCCAGUUUUGUGAGAGUUGAACCUUCUUAUAUGUAAACACUUUUUUCGUUCCAACAAAUUUCACAGUCGCUAGCCACGUGAAUGAAAACGCUCGUUAUAUCCUUCUUUGUUAAUAGAAUACCAAACAGACAGACGACUGUAGCAUCGGAAAUCGUUACCGUUAAUAUUCAUUCUAGUUGAAAGAUCGAAUUCUCAUAACCAUGUCGAAAGUAACUAUAUACUCAUCGAUUAGAAGAAAUUAUACUCUCAUAUUGGUCGGCUCGAGUAAAGUCUUAUGGUUAAGAGAUACGUUUGACUAUUUUGGUGAUAUUGUCGUCUCAGGCGUUAAGUGACAUUUUAAGAAGGUAUUGAUUCUUGUUCGGUUUAUUGCUUAAAAGGGAACUUAAUGAUAUUAGUUUGUGAAAGUAAUCUGACCGAGAUUACAAUCUUUGGAGCCUACUAGAGAUUUCUGCCUUGCACCAGUUAAUCCAGAUUCAACUUGAAUGUGGACUUAUUUUUUUCUAGAACUUUUAUUUGUUCAGUCCGAUUUGUGGGUUUUCACGUAAAUGAAUGUAUCCGAUUUUUAGCGACAGUAAGAAAGUCAACGAUAAAUGGAAUGAUAUGUGUGAAGUAAAGAAUUCAGAAAAAAUCUGAGUUCCAGAUGGGAAUUUAAACCACGACUUUCCAGACACUAGGCGGAUGCUCUAGCCACUGAGCUACUGGGAAUUACACGUCAGUUGUGGGCUGUCUUGACCAUUGCAUCGCGCAGUCAGAUUUUGUCAAAUAAACACUCGCAUUAACUGCACCACGUAAUCACGAAUAUCCUCUCUAAGAGAACUAGAUAAUUAUGGAAUUAUAUGUGGAGAGAAGAAUCAGAAAAAAGUUCUGAGUUCCCGAUGGAAAUUGAAACCACGGCCUUCGAAAGUCAAAAUCGUUUUCAUUGUAAAUUAUAUUUAAAAAUGUUGCCUAAUUUGGUUAAAAAAAUCUACGCAAUGGAAUUCAAAUUCUAAAGUACACAACUUUGUCCUAGUAAGAAACACGUUUACGACAAUUUUCCUCACCGCAAGAACAUAUCCAACUUUGGUAUUUCCGCAAAGGGUUUCUUUCUUCCCGUCUUCCAAUCUUUUCAAGUAUCCUUUUCGUUAAAAGUAAUAUUAUUGUACACAACAAUUCGUGAGCGCGUUGAAAAUGAGGUAAUUUUGGGAUGAUAGUGAUACAAAAUGGUACGAUGUAGCAACUUUUAGUAACUUUAAUUUACGCUCGUUUGAAAAUGUUAGCUCUCUCGCUUCUAGACGUGAAACCCGUUCGGAACGAUUCAAAGUUUUCGUCUUAGAAAGGUGCGCGCCUUGUAGAGAGAUUUAAUUCUAAGGAAAUUGACUCCAGAACAUUAGAUUCCAACUCUAGAUAUCCGUUAAAAGCGAGUUGGAUUUAAAUGAAUUUCAUGAAGUUGAAAGUGCUAAGCCAUUUUAAGUUGCCAAACCAACAUAGUCUCCUCACUUGUUGCCUGUAAGACCCCAAGCUGUUUAUCUUUUAACUAGUCUGAUUCAAGUUUUGAGGAAGCCCUUGUUUUGGUACCUCGGGUUAAUUAAUCCUUUUUUUUUCCAUCGAGUUUUACUUUUGCUUCUGCAGACUGAGGAGUUUUGUGGAUUUAAAACCUACCUUCAUUCCUUGAGUUUCUAGAAGAUUGUACACUUUCCAAAAAUCACUAGAAACGUUUACCCUAGCUCAUGCCACGAUUUUACACUUAAAACUAUUUGCAUAAGUAGUUAUUAUCAAAAGCCAAUAAUGUCUUAAGGUGGGGUACAAAGAUAAUUUACCAGGGCCAAAAUAAUUAAGCUGUUGGAAGCGGCCGUAAACCUCGUCCCAUUAAACCGAUCUAAAUUUAACUCGCUCUUGAACACAUAGCAGAUAUUUGCUUUGAAGGCAAUUGCCACGGAGUUACAGUUCAGUAGUUAUCGCACUUCGGCAUCAAUGACGUAGAAGGCCCGAACUCGAUUUUUUGUAUUAUAUAUUCGCCUGUCUACCGUAAAUAGCUCGUCGAUAUUGCCCCGUCACAUUGCUCAGUUUCCGGAAAUGUUAUUCAAAUAUCUUUAAGUUUGUAAUUCGUAUUUGCUAUUAAAGUCGAUAGCGAGGUUUGCCGUUUUCAGUUAGCUCAGACCACGACCAUCUCAAGACAUGGAUGCCAAACUCGUAGUUCUUGGAAAAGUCCUCAGAUACUGCAAUGAAAACAAGGCCUUGUCGUCCGUACUGGUUUUCAUCGCGGCAACGAACGUUUUAGCUUUGCUUUCGCCGGUUUUCGAGCCUCCUUGCGUUUCGUGCACUCUAACAAGGACUUUCUCAGAGUUUGGAGGGUGUUCUAACAAUGCGGUCCCGUUUAUGAAGGUAGGAGUUUGUUGAUAAUUUGAAGUGGUAAUUUUGUUUUCGCGAAAUCUCAAGUUCUUUUGCCGGUCGCCGCUAGCAAACUCGUCAUUUUUGGCGCGAAGACCGCGGCUACCUUUGGAUCUCCAAUGGCCGCGUUUACCAACAAGCAUUCUUUCAAAAUAUUUUAACAACCAAGCGAAUUUACCUUCGUCCCUUUGCAUGUUAAGUGCCAAGUUUUUGGAAGUAAAUAUUCCUUUUUUUUUUCGCUCAAUGCUGCCGGCAUUUACAUUGACUGAGCUUAGUUAUAUCUUUUCUUUUUUUUCCUUUUUUUCUUCGCUGUUUUUGCUUCGCCAUAUAUCACAUGGUAAUUGAGUAAUCCUGCUCGUUAAACGUAUCCUUACCGUGUCAUACAAGCGCACGUGUAAUAAUAUCGUAAAACGCGUCUUUCUUUUUCGCAUCUUCAUGGUCAAUAGCCAGCCUAGAACAGGGGGGUUAUACAAAUUAUUUUUCCUUUUUACUCUUUUAUCGGGUUUCAGGCUUUCUAUAAUGCUUUUUUUAAAAAUAAUCAAUCAAUAUCCUAUUUUUUUUUUCUGAAAUAAUCUAGCACUGUUACAGCUUUGCAUCAUUUGUAACGUGCACCGAGUGCAACUGUCUACUGUAGAGGAAAAAACUAGAGCUAAUUUUCAAUGGGUGCGAGAACGAAAAUCAUAACUCUAGCUCUAUACGGUGAUAUAGUGACUGUCCUUUCUAUUAAUUUAAAAUACUCAUCUUCGUAUCAAAGUUCGUUUGAAGUAUGUCCCUGGUUUGUAACUGCAUAGGUGCGAUCCCAAAAAGAAUGCCUCAGUAUCAGUCGUCAGGAAAAAAAAUUUCAAAAAAGUGUACAAAUGAAAAGGAACGUAUUGAUUUUAUUAUUGACCUUUCAAACACACUUCAAGUCAUAAUUGUUGCACGUGAAGCCGUAUCGAUUACAUAAUAGUCAAGUUUAGUGAGGUUAUCAGUUGUAAGCAUAUAAAUCUUAAAUUUCGAUAAAACAACAAACUGCCCAAUCAAGUUUCGUGAAAUAGCAUUCUAAAACGUUUUACAUUUUUUAAAAUAGUAUCAAUAGUGUUUGCUCGGCUCACUCCAGAAAAAAUACUUUAUGCAUUAAAAUUCGCCGCAAACCCAGAAUUCAUUACUAGGAUAGUGCGAGGCUCGUUGUAAGUAAAUUGUUAAAUUGCUAUGUUAGGUUUCUGGCGUAUUUUCACUUUAAUACUGCAUGAAAUACUUUAUACACAAUCUCAACACCGUUCAUUCACAAUAAUCGACCUUUUUUGGUUUUGUUUUUUUCCCUAAAAACAAUGAGUCAAUAUUUAGGUUUUGCACGUAAAAUAAUUCUUGUCCGGGAGAGAGGGCUUGGGUUUCUUUUGUACUUAAGUGUGAAUUACUUAAUAUUGAUUCCUUGUUUUUUUCGUAACAUAAAAGUUAUAAGUUAUACGUUCAUCUCCUUUGGGAAACGUCUUAUGCAAAUUAAAACAACACGCCUUUUUUUUUUCGAAAGGACCCUUAUGACGUUUGAAUGUCAAUAACACCUAGGUUUAAAACUGUGAACUAUUAAGUUGUGGUUAUAGUUUCAGAGUCGAUAACGUCAUUUCUCUUUACUUAAAUUUUUGGGCCUUUGUUUCUGCGAUAUUGCUUGUUAGAAUUUAACUCCAUCUUCUUAGUUUUAGAAUAUUUAUCUGGCGCUUUCCUGUGGGAACUAGCCUGCAGAAUUAAUUAUUUUCUGAGCUCCAAAUCAAGAGUGGUUUUUAAAAAACACGUGCUUUGUCGCAUUGCAAAGCAGUGUUUCGUAAGCGGUUUUCCCAUAAUGCAAAGCCCGAGGAAUUUUAUUGCUCGCUUUAGAGACUCGUUGCUCAUUGGAAGCAAACAUAUUCAGCAUAUUUGGGGUCAAUUUAUUCUUAGAUUUAAAUAUAAUUUAUUUCAACGAGUCAUAGUCUUCGAGGGAUUUUUGCACUGUCGCAAUCAUGUCCAUUGCUCCCAUAGUCAUUGAACGCAUUCUCAGAACUAACUAUAGCUGUUCGCCUUAAAGAAUUCUCUGAUUUGUAGCAACGGUAAUUUACACCCGACAGAAUAUGACGCACUUUAAGAGUUCCAGCCGCACUUAGGGAUGUUUACGUUGUGCUUUGUGCUAUUAAAUGCCGGAUUACUCCACGACAUCUAAAUAGUUUUCGCCUUCUUUCACAGGCCGGGUCACCCCGCACACCAAGAAGUCCCAAGGCACAGAGAAUGGAGGAUUCUCCUUCGAGGGACAUCUUUGGAAAGCCGCCAGUAGCCCCAGUGAAUACUGAGCCUACACUGAAUUCAAGCCCUACACAUGCGCCGUUGAGUGGAGUCGAUGGUGACAUUAAACAAGCAUUUGGUGACCAUUCUGCUGGUAGAAAUUUGAGAGAUGACUUGCUUAUGGCUGCUGAUAAUGUCACAAGUGCUAUGUCUUCACUCGUAAAGGAGCUUAACUCAGGUAAAUAUGUCCACGCGAGUCUUUUAAUUUUAAGUAAACGCUAUUUCUUAUGCAUGGAGGCAGCGUGACCAGGCAGUUAGAGCACUAGACUUGCACUCGGGAAGUCCCGAGUUUUUUCUAUCCCUCCCUAACCGCUGGCUGAAUUUUUUUCAUGGCGGUCUAGAGUUGAAAUCCUCGGCCACUCCUGAAAUUAGCAACUGGUUCGUCUCUCACCAGUUGGGAUUCUUAAUCAUUGUUUCAGUCACUGAUUUGGUCGGCCCCACUUACGUUACACAUUGCCGAGAGUAAAUAAUCUAUUGUAUCCGUUUUCAAAUUAAACCUGACUCGUAUGGACACAACCUUGGAGCUCUUAAGAACUCGUUAACGAUACCUAUUUAUACGUUCUAACAUCAAAUGGGAAGAAGUCUGUUAUCGGAAUUCCUCCUCUCUUGAUCGAUAACAUAGUAUGAACCAUUCAUUUAUUUAUUCAUUUAUUUAUCUAUUGAUUUUUUUUGUCUUCAACAGAAGAUGAAGACGAUGGUGUAAAUGACCGCAGUUAUCUUUCAAAUGGUAAAACAAAUGACACAGAUUUGGAUGCGCUGGAACAACAAGUUAACCAGAUUCGCCAGUCGCUAGAAUCUCAAGAGGAGAGAGCUAAGACAGGUCUGUCAAACGGCGACGUCACAAUGACAGGACCUUCAGAAAAGGUCAUCAGCCACGGUCCGAGUAGAAACGGAAAAAACCCGAAGGGCCGUCGGGCAGGUUCAGAUACGGAUACUGACGACGAUGACACUCUCAAGCGCCGAGGAGACAAUAAGAGCUCUUCACGCACACAGAUGACCGACGACGAGAGCUACAUCCAAACAGACGAUGACGAAGGCACACUCCGAACAGACGACGAAGAUAUGGAAUGGCAAGAGGCAAUCAAGCGAUGGGUCAAUCGUUAG